This is a messenger RNA of Notothenia coriiceps (black rockcod), 1223 nucleotides long. RefSeq names its product UPF0661 TPR repeat-containing protein C16D10.01c. The transcript has 11 exons. NCBI's taxonomy places the organism in Eukaryota, Metazoa, Chordata, Actinopteri, Perciformes, Nototheniidae. Gene Ontology annotation, cellular component: membrane. The record is from RefSeq and is a predicted model, not a curated record. Bases 129 to 1223 code for a protein of 364 amino acids. Gene Ontology annotation, biological process: determination of ventral identity. Gene Ontology annotation, molecular function: protein binding; phosphatidylinositol binding.
CCCAGUGACGAAACAGAGCAUGCGUACUGCAAUCCUUUCUUGCUUGACACGCGUGUAAUAUUCACACUUUGGGAAAGUCUGUAUUUAAGACAGAAUUACGGAAAAUAUAAGACAUAUUUUCCACCAUUAUGGGAGGACAGGCUAAGGGCAAAAAGAAAGGCAAGCCGAAGAGGAAAGACAUCAACCCAAACCUGGAUCCAAGAUUUGUUGGAGUGUCACCUCAGGAAAGAAUGAAACUAAGAGCACAUGAAAAAGCCAAGAAGAAGUCAGCUGAGAAGUACUCUGUGCUGCAGCUUCUCGAAAAGACAGAGGAAUGCAUGGACAGUUUUGAUUUUGAGAUGGCUCGCCUUUUCUGUCAACGAGCCCUGGAUGUGGAGUCCUCAAACCUACAAGCCUUGGACAUGCAGGGACACAUCUGCUCUGAACUAGGAGACACAGAAAAAGCUAAGGAAGCUUUUUUGCGUGCAGUGGAGCUGAGCCCAGAUGUAGGCCACAGUAAGUACAUGUAUCUAGGACAAAUCAACACCGGCCAGGAGUCUGUGGACUUCUACACUAAAGGAAUACAAGUGUUGCUGUCUGCAUUGGAAAAACAAGCCCAGACCACACAGGCUGAGGCUACAGCUGCUGCCCCAGCAGAUGAAGACGCUGAGCUCCCCACAGCAAAGGAUGUUUGUGUAGCCUACUGCUCAGUGGCAGAGAUUUAUCUCACCGACCUCUGUAUGGAAGAGGGGGCUGGAGACAAAUGCAAAGAACUCAUUGAGAGAGCAUUACAGUAUCACCAUGACAACCCUGAGGCUCUACAGCUCAUGGCAAGUUACCUGUUCAGUACAGAGAGAAACCAGGAAGGCAAAGAGUACCUGUUGAAAAGUGUUGGGUUGUGGCUGCCUGCACAGGAACAGAGUGCAGCUUCUUCCAGCACAGACGAAGACAUGCAGAAUGAGAUCCCUCCAUACGAGUCACGUGUCACCACAGCCAAACUGCUCCUUGAAUCUGAGGAAUUUGAGGUGGCAGUAGAUGUGUUGGAGGGUCUCCUGGAAGAGGACGAUGAAGUCGUCCAGGUGUGGUAUCUCUCCGGCUGGGUGUGCUACCUCCAGCUGGAGAAAGCCAAAGAACUGCAGGGAAGAGAGGGAAGAGAAGUGACGGAGGAGGAGACGGAGGAGUGGAAGGCGUUGCAGGAGGUGGCCAGAUCGUACCUGACCAAUGCUAAGAAGGAUAAUUUAUAG